AUGGCGUGCGUUCCACCGGAGCAGCUCGUGGGGCCGCUCGACGCAAACUUUAGCUGCCCCGUGUGCCUCGACUGCAUUCGCGAACCCAUCAUGUGUACCCGCUGCCAGUGCCUCUUUGGCGAGUGCUGCUGGCUCCAGGCCAUGGACGCUCAAAACGCCUGUCCACAUUGCCGUCAAUCACCAGCCGUUGGCGUGCCCCUUCGCCCCUUUAAGAACAUUUUGGCUCAACUGCCCACACGCUGUGCUCAUCCAGGCUGCCAAGCCCAAACCCGCCUCGAGGACCUGCACCAGCACGAAGCUGCUUGCCCCUUCAACAUGGUGGCCUGUCCGGCCUGCGCCCAAGUCGUGCGCGCUCCCGACCUGGCCCAGCACGUGAAUGCCUGCAGCUUUCACCUGGCUCCUGGCCUCGUGCUUGUGGCCACUCAAGGCCAACCCCUUGGCAUGGCUGUACAGACUUUGGGACGGGACGUCUUUGUUGGCGAGGUCUUUGACGGCUCUCUCGCUGCGCAGGCUGGACUGGUCGAAGGUCACCAAAUUCUCCAGAUCAAUAAUGAACCAAUCGAGUCUUGGGGACAUGGCCAGCUGGUGAUGGCACUCAAGUCAGAGCUGAUCCUGCUCCUGCAGGUCGAGAUUCCCCUCCAAGUGCAGCCGAGCCAUGUCACACUAUGGUCGACCGAUAGUUCCCCACACCGCCUUUGGCGUGGCCCCGAUGCCGCACCUGUGUCGCCGGAGAACGAGUUGGCAACCCGCUUGAGGCGGGGCCUGCGCGCGCCACGCCUGAACCAGCGUCAACUUGCGAUGGGCGUCAUGUCUCCUUCCUUCGCCCCCUCAUGGGAUAGCGGGAUUGUCGAGGAGCUGAAUGUGGACUGGCCCGAUCUUGAUUCCGAAUCAACGUCGCCGCCUACGAUUGACCAUGUGGCCGAGGACAGCCCGAAUCGCUACAUUCCAACGCUGCAACGCGACUUGGUGGUGGUCGAGGUGGAUGGACAGCCGUGUCGCAGUCUGGAGGCUGCUCUGUCAUACCUCGCACCCCAUCUUCAUGCGCCAAGCACUUGCGUUGUUCGCCUGGUGCACAAGUUUGACGUGGUCAAUUACCUUCGUGCCACCUCUGAAGUCAACUAG
Monosiga brevicollis MX1 is the source of this 1122-nucleotide messenger RNA. RefSeq lists its product as uncharacterized. NCBI's taxonomy places the organism in Eukaryota, Choanoflagellata, Craspedida, Salpingoecidae. Bases 1 to 1122 code for a protein of 373 amino acids. The record is from RefSeq and is a predicted model, not a curated record. Gene Ontology annotation, molecular function: protein binding. Gene Ontology annotation, cellular component: plasma membrane signaling receptor complex. Gene Ontology annotation, biological process: positive regulation of JNK cascade; regulation of canonical NF-kappaB signal transduction. The transcript is spliced from 5 exons.